UGGCUCAAAUACAGCAUUACUGCAACAAGAUAUCACUCUUCACAGAAAACACUGAACCGUAGACAAGCUCAUCACAAAAAAAAGCUUUAAAAAGUCUGCGAAAUCCAGCUGAUAGUCCUUCUGGACAAGAAAAAGACUACAUUUACUUCUACUGCAUUAACUCUAAAGAUGUCCAGAUUGAUUGUCUUCGUUCUGGUUGUGACGUUGCAAGUGUGUUUGACAUCAUCCAACCCGUUGCCCACUUCUGCUCCAGACAAUCCUGGACUUCUUGAAAGAGCAAAGCAAGCGUACAGGGACACAAAGACUAAAGUUCUAAAUGUUGGCAGCACAGUGGCUGGUUUUGCUGGCAUGUACUAUGAGGAACAUCUCAAACCUGUAACUGACCCUUACGUGGAGUGGGCAAAAGAACGAGCAGGUUCCCUGUGGGAGAGAGUGAAAAACAGAGUGUCCACCUUCAGAUCAACCCAAGAUAAAUAAGCAGAGCAAUUCUUCAGGGAACAAUCCCAAUCAAACCUCACAGAAGUUUUUAGGAUAUAGAUAUUGUGGAAUUAGUACAUCCAAUGAAGUCAUGCCAUUGUAAUAAUGCACAACUAAACAAUAAAGCGCAACUGCGUUAUACCUAAACGUAUAUGAAGAUUAUAAAUUAAUAAUACGAUUAUUUUUCUGUAUGUUUUCAAAUGAAUAAACAUGGAUAAUGUCACAAACGAA
Molecule: messenger RNA, 708 nt
Organism: Labeo rohita (rohu)
Lineage: Eukaryota; Metazoa; Chordata; Actinopteri; Cypriniformes; Cyprinidae
Gene: apoc4
Product: apolipoprotein C-IV
Exons: 4
Coding region: 169-477 (102 amino acids)
Source: RefSeq, a predicted model, not a curated record